Herpailurus yagouaroundi (jaguarundi) is the source of this 3840-nucleotide messenger RNA. RefSeq names its product zinc finger protein 252-like. Gene Ontology annotation, molecular function: RNA polymerase II cis-regulatory region sequence-specific DNA binding; DNA-binding transcription repressor activity, RNA polymerase II-specific. The transcript has 3 exons. The record is from RefSeq and is a predicted model, not a curated record. Gene Ontology annotation, cellular component: nucleoplasm. The coding region runs from base 1265 to 3610 and encodes 781 amino acids. NCBI's taxonomy places the organism in Eukaryota, Metazoa, Chordata, Mammalia, Carnivora, Felidae. Gene Ontology annotation, biological process: regulation of immune system process; negative regulation of transcription by RNA polymerase II; regulation of cytokine production.
UGAGCUUGGGGCCUGCUUGGAAUUCUCUCUCUCUGCCAAAAAGAAAAAAAAAAGUAUUUUUAUACAGUGAACACAUAUCAUCUUACCAAAAUAGUCUUGUAGAGAAGUACAGCAAUGAGAAUAAAAUCACCCCAAAUCUUCCUAUGUAGAAAUGUUCAUUCUUGGCACUAGGUGACAGUAUUUCAUAGACCAUAUAUACGUUGGCUUGAACAGAUAAAAGUUUCUUUUCCUUAUGUAGUAGAGUCCCUGUUUGGUGUGUUCCCUGUUGGACAUGCUUGUUCAGAAGCCAGUUUAUCUGUUUUGUCUGCCGUCCUUUGGAGCAGCAUGUCCAAAUGCUCAUCUCCAGCCCCGUCUCUAUGCUCCGCGUCAUAAACACAUCUGUCCUCAGACUUGUGAGACAGAGAAAGAGCAGAGGAGGUAAAUCCUGGCCUUGAAGAAGCCCGAAUCACUGCCUCUCCCGUUCCAAUGGUGAGUUCAGCUACAUGGCCAUACCUAGUACCUUUAGUUUCUUCGUGGUUGCUCCAGGACUUACCAGGUACAUCUUAACUUAUCAGAAUCUCCUUCUGGUUUAUACUAACAAUUCCAGGGGCAUGUAGAAUUGUUGCUUCUACAUGGCUUUAUUUUCUCUUCCUCUCUUUGUGCUAAUGUUACACAGUUCCAUCUCUGUAUGUUCCAAGUAAAACAAUACAUUUUCAUAAUUCUUACUUUAUAUAAUUAAUUAUGUCUAUUAUGAAAAUUGAGAAAAAAAUGAGAACAAGAAUGAAUAUAGAGUUUGUUGUAUUUACUUUCUUAUUUACCAUUUGUCUUCAUUUGUUCCUGUACAUUCCAUUAGCCACCUGCUGUCAUUUUCUGACUCCCAACAGCACUUUGCAUUCACUCACCUCCUCUGUGCUGUCUUUUUCACAUAUAAAAUAUUCCUAUCUGUGAUACUGUGAUUUAUAAUGAAUACAUAUUUGGUUCUCAUCCCCAUUUCUGGCACAGAGCUCCUGAAUCCCUUGGAAUUUCCUAUGUGAGGAAAGCAACAAAGAUUGCUCUACUGUUUUGAUAAUACCCUAGGGUAUAAAUAGCUCAGCAGUCUGAUCCAAUUAAACUUGGGCUGUGGUAUUUUUAAAGCAUUGUUAGAGGUUUGUUCUGACUCCAGCAGGGUGACUCCCUGCCCUCUCAGCCACACUCACCAGGACUUUUGCCUCUUUGCCUUGGAGUUGGAAGGAAUGGUAACUACCCGUGGCCUAACCUCCUGGUGAGAUGUGGUUUUGAGUCUCUAAUGGAAAAAAAGGAAUUAACUCCAAAACAGGAAAUUUCCAAAGCAGUGGAGUCCCAGAGAGCAAAACCAGAAGAACAUGCAAGAAAUAUAUCCAAGGAAUCUGAUUUUGAAGAAAUGUGUAAAACUGAGGGAAAGAUAAAGAAUUACUGGGGACAAUCUACAGUGGAAAGACUUAAGAAAUCCUUCUCCCAGAAGAACAAUUCCAGACCGGUGACAUUGACACGUGUGAAAACCCCUAGGGGGGAAGGCCAGAUAUCCGGUUCCACGGAGGUAAACUGCACUGCAGACCCAAACCCUGUCGGAUUUCAUCGAGGGUCUAGAGGGGAGAGUCUCCACCAGAAUGUGCCACAUGUAGAUGACUUUCAACAAACUCAGGACCUCAUUAAUCUCCCAUGUUUCCAUCUAGGAGAAAGAUCAUGUCAGACAGAUGUGUUUGUGAAAGUGGCCAGGCAGAGUUCAGUUCCUGGUGAGAGUCAGAGGGUUAACAGGCCAAAGAAAUCCUUUGAGUGUACUGAGUGUGGAAAACCUUUCAGCCCGAGUAGAGCUCUUUCUCAACAUGGGAGUAAUCACACCAGAGAGAAGCCCUUUGAGUGUGGUGGAUGUGGAAAAACUUCCUGCCACUGCUGUGUCUUCAACCAACAUCAGAGAGUUCACUGUGGAGAGAAGCCCCACACCUAUGCUGAGUGCGACAAAGCUUCCAGGGCUCAUGCCUACUUCAUUCAGAACCAUAACAUUCACACUGGAGAAAGACUUUAUGAGUGCAGUGAAUGUGGAAAAGCUUUCAGUACGUGUUCAUCUUAUAGUCAACAUCUUAAGAUUCAUACUGGGCAGAAACCUCAUGAGUGUAAUCAGUGUGGGAAAGCCUUCAGUCAUAGCUCUAACCUGAUUCAUCAUCAGAGAACUCAUAGCGGAGAGAAACCUUACACGUGUAAGGAAUGUGGGAAGGCUUUUAGUAGACAGUCACACCUCCUUCAGCAUGAGAGAACUCAUUCUGGAGAGAAACCUUAUGACUGUACUGAGUGUGGCAAAGCCUUCAGUGCACGAUUAUCUCUCAUUCAACAUCAGAGAAUUCACACAGGAGAAAAACCCUAUGAAUGCAAUGAAUGCGGGAAAUCCUUUAGCCUGAACCGAACCCUUAUCGUUCAUCAGAGAAUUCAUACUGGAGAGAAACCCUAUAGGUGUAAUGAAUGUGGGAAAUCCUUCAGUCAACAUUCCCAAGUCAUUCAGCACAAGAGAAUUCACACUGGUGAGAAGCCUUAUAUAUGCAAUGAGUGUGGAAAAUCAUUCAGCGCUCGCCUGUCCCUUGUCCAGCAUCAGAGAAUUCACACUGGAGAAAAACCUUAUGGAUGCAAUGAGUGUGGGAAGACAUUCAGUCAAAAGGGACAUCUGAUUCAGCAUCAGCGAAUUCACACUGGAGAAAAACCCUAUGAGUGUAAUGAGUGUGGAAAAGCCUUCAGCCAGAGUUUUAAUCUCAUUCAUCAUCAAAGGACACACAAUGGUGAGAAGCCCUAUGAAUGUAAUGAGUGUGAUAAAGCCUUCAGUGUGCUCUCUUCCCUUGUUCAACAUCAGAGAGUCCAUAAUGGUGAAAAGCCCUAUGAGUGUCACAAAUGUGGGAAGGCUUUUAGCCAGGGCUCACACCUCAUUCAGCAUCAGAGGAGCCACACUGGGGAGAAACCCUAUGAGUGUAACGAGUGUGGGAAAACCUUUGGGCAGAUAUCCACCCUAAUUAAACAUGAGAGAACACACAAUGGAGAGAAGCCCUAUGAGUGUGGAGACUGUGGAAAAGCCUUCAGCCAGAGUGCACACCUUGUCCGCCAUCGAAGGAUUCACACUGGAGAGAAUCCCUAUGAGUGCAGUGACUGCGGGAAGGCCUUCAACGUCCGCUCCUCUCUCAUCCAGCAUCACAGAAUUCAUACAGGAGAGAAGCCUUAUGAAUGUGAGAAGUGUGGCAAGGCCUUCAGUCAGCAUUCACAAUUUAUUCAGCAUCAGAGGAUUCACACUGGAGAGAAGCCCUAUAUGUGCAAUGAAUGUGAGAAAGCCUUCAGUGCACGCUUGUCCCUUAUCCAACACAAGAGAAUUCACACAGGAGAGAAACCCUACAAAUGCACUGAAUGUGGAAAAUCCUUCCGACAAAGCUCUCACCUCAUUCGUCAUCAGAGAGUUCACAGUGGAAAACGACCUUAUACAUGUAAUGAAUGUGGGAAAACUUUUAGUCAGAAAAUAACUCUUACUGGUCAUGAGAAAAUUCACACUGGAGAGCAAGCCUAUAAGUGUAUUAAUUGUGGGGCCCUCUUUAGUGCACAGGCAGCUUUCAUUCAGCAUCGUAAAGUCCACAAUGGAGAAUAACUCCCCUUUAUUCGAUAGUCUUCCCUGUUUUACAUCAGAAGCAAUAUACUGAUGGGAAAGCUGUCACUUUUACAGCUUUCAUUUUGGAGAUUCAUCUCUCCAGUGAUUUAAGAUCUCCCAGUGUGCUGUUAACUAAAGGUAGGCUGCAAAAUUAUGUGCUAAAAAUUCCAAGGUCACAUGCCUUCCCUCAGAUUCAGAGGGUGGCCCUGUGCUUCAGUACUUUAAACAAG